AUAGAUAUAAAGCUAUGGCACAUCCACACUGGAUCAGUUUGUUUUAGAAUCUUGUGGAAUGAAGAUGAUACUUUACCUGACGUUACUCGCAGCGAUCGUGUGUGGAGUUUUUGGUGACGAUGAUGGUUUAAUGAUUCCGCAUGAAAGGACAACUAUUGACGAUUGUAAAAUACGUUACUACGCGGACAUUUCGGUAGGCUUUAGUGCUCCUGCAUUGGGACACAUAUCAAUGCGUCUUGAGCAUACCCACGCAGCAGCUAUCGGUUGGCUGAACGAAAAAGGCAAAAUUGAGUUUGGCUGCGGUGGUUCACUCAUAUUGGAAAGCUUCGUUCUUACAGCAGCACACUGUAUGGAUAAUCCAAAUACACUCGAAAGACCAUUAGUAGUUCGAUUAGGCGAUCGCAAUCUGAUACACAGUAAGGAUUCUGAAUAUGCACAAGAAAUAAAAAUAAGAGAUAUAAUACCUCAUCCAAAGUAUAACAGAUCAACCUCCCAUUUUGAUAUUGCCUUACUGGUGUUGGAUAAACCUGCAAGAAGAGUGUUUGGAGUUAUACCGGCGUGUCUGUGGCUAGAAGAUGAACUCCCCAUCUCGACAUUUUAUGCCGCCGGCUGGGGAGCAAAUGGGUUUGAUAAAAAACCCACCAACUAUCUCGUGACAGCAUUGCUUUUCCCCGUGACAAACGAAGAAUGUAUAGUUAAUCUUACAGGUCAGGUUCCCCGAAUGAAACUAGCCAAUGGUAUAAGCGAUCACCAGCUAUGCGCAGCAGGUAUUGAAAUGGACACUUGCAAGGGAGACUCUGGAGGACCUCUGUACAGCAAACUAAAUUUUGCAAACAAACUAGUUCCAUUUCUUGUCGGCCUGACGUCGUACGGCGGACCAUGUGGUUUUUCGCAGCCGGGUGUGUAUGUGCGGGUGUCCAAAUUUAGAGAUUGGAUUAUCGAAACGAUACGACAGUUUAAUCCAUCGGUGACUGCAUCCACGUUUGACCCUAUGAGUUGUGCAAAAAGAAACCUUUUCUUACGUGAAGCCGAUGUGCUGACGAUGUUCCAAGAGAGAGGCAGUGCUGACACAGUGUGCAGCUUUUAUAUCCGCAACAACCGUCUCGUGUCGAUUGUGGAGGCAUUUUGGCUGAGCCUGAUGCUGUUAUAA
Messenger RNA from Anopheles gambiae (African malaria mosquito), 1150 nucleotides. Its product is annotated as serine protease snake. Gene Ontology annotation, molecular function: serine-type endopeptidase activity. Lineage: Eukaryota; Metazoa; Arthropoda; Insecta; Diptera; Culicidae. Bases 59 to 1150 code for a protein of 363 amino acids. The record is from RefSeq and is a predicted model, not a curated record. The transcript is spliced from 7 exons. Gene Ontology annotation, biological process: proteolysis.